Messenger RNA from Phialemonium atrogriseum, 1573 nucleotides. RefSeq lists its product as uncharacterized. The coding region runs from base 95 to 1573 and encodes 492 amino acids. Lineage: Eukaryota; Fungi; Ascomycota; Sordariomycetes; Cephalothecales; Cephalothecaceae. The record is from RefSeq and is a predicted model, not a curated record. The transcript is spliced from 4 exons.
CCUCAUCCUCAUCCUUUACUCUCCACUCUCCACCUUCUGCCCGUCUGGCCUGCAUCUUUCACUUUCGCCUGCACCUUAAGGCAGAGUUAGGAACAUGGCUUUCUUCAGCUCUAUCGUCCUCCUGGUCUCCCUUGGCCUCCAUGUCCUCCAAUUCCCACUCACGGUCCUUGCCCAAGACGCCCCUUUAUGGGUGCAAGGCGCAUUGGAAGAUGCCACUGUGUCUGGUAAUGCAUUCAACUCUGGCGGUGCCAUUGCUGUCAAUGGCUUCACCAUGAACAUUCCCGAGAACCUCUUGGUCCAGUUUCCAGCUGCGUGGGUCCCAUGGAAAGACUUUGUUGCCAGCAAGUCAGACUUCCUGGGUUUCGAGACACUGGUCAUCGGGAACAGCAUCAACGGGAUUCCUCAAGUCGCCCAAGUCCAAAUUUACGAGUUUUUCGAGGGAAUGGCAAGCGGCUUCAUCGAGUCCAUCGACCAAGCCGAUGGGAGCAUGAAGAUCCAGAAUGGUCCCACCGUCCGUAUCAAUGACCCCAAUGGCGUCUAUUCUGUGGGCUAUACUGGUGCGCCAUUCAUGACUGCCGACGAUGCCAGUCCCAGUAUCACGUCAUUCUCUGGAUUCCCCAUGUGCAUUCCACGGAACCCCACUGAUCCACUAUGCCCACGCACCAACCGACCCUUCAAUGGUCCUGGCACAUUCACUGCUCCCGAUCCCCUCGUCAUGGCUCCUUUCCUCCCCGGCGACUUCAUCACCAUCACCGGCUUCCGACGCGGCGACGAGAUUAUCGCCUCCAGCAUUGUUGCCCAGAACGUCAUGAUCAACACGCUCGGUGACAUUGUCUACGUCCGGAUGGAGGUUGCACUGCUAGGCAUCGACAACCCAAGCCCCAAUGCCGAAAUCGCAGAAUCAAGAUUCAUCGGUUUUCUCUCCAACCCACGCGCGACAGUCUCGUUGUUCGCAAUGGACGUUGACCCGUGUACUGGGGCAACAACGGACAGGAUUCUUGCUUCGAUGGGCCUACGAGGUGGCCGCAAUCCCCAGAACAAGUUUGAGUACCGCAACGACAUGCUCAGCCGCUACACGAGGGAGUACCGUGUGACUGCCGAAAUCAACGGCGUCCCCAAGACACGCGUUACCAAGAACGGCAUCGUGGCGGGCACCUAUGUCCAGCCAGUCAACGUCUGGGUCCAAGGCGAGCAAGACGUCCCCGGGGUGCCUCCCGUUCCGUUCGACUUCUCUCAGAUGGAGUUCUUGACCCUCGGGGUCGGCCCCGACGCCGAUGGCAACAUCUGGGGCCCCAUCAACCCGUUCCCUCAGACCGGUGUCUUCAUUGACACGCCCGUGUGCGUCAGCCCCGCCGUCGCCAAAAGCCCCACCGCCACCAUUAGCCCCGCUGCCACCAUUUCAGGGGAGCCGGAGCCGACGGAUCUGGCACUGGAGAAGCGUGGCAGCACUGGCCGCUGGCAUACCCGUCACCGUGAGGAAGCUCUUGCAGAUGCCGAGAACAAGGGGACCACUGAGCCUGCCCUUAUGAAAAUUGCACCGCAGCCGCCGAGAAAGAAGAUGACUAGGCUGUGA